ACGAAGUUCAACCCUGUACGGGGAUUUGCGCUAUUGAGCUAACCAGACAGGCUCAAUACAAAAGUAUUGAAAAAGAGAUUAAUUUUUUUUUGUUCAAUAUAAUUUGCAGUUUUAGCUUUGCAUUUUAUAAAUAUUGAGAUAUUUCAACUACCUAAAUUUUAAACCAGGUGAAGCUUCGGAAAUCAUCUGUUCUCAGUCUUGGUUGCAGAACGGAGGGAAUAGAGUUUUCAAGCUGAUAUUUACUGUUUGUUGCAAUGGCGAUGGCAGAAUCUUAUCCCGGGAGGUCGUCUUUAACAAGUUUCAUAGAAAAACUCGGGGGUAAAAUCAGGAAUGAGUUUAAUUUAGAAGGUACAAACGGCGUUGUAAUGUUUGUGAAAAAUAAUGUUGAAAAAUGGAAAUCCAUUCCAAUCAAUUUAGCAGUCAUUGGUGAGACUGGUGUCGGAAAGUCAACAUUUAUCAACACGAUCCGAAACUUACUGGACGACGACGAAGGGUCAGCCCUCGUUGGUGUAAUACAGACAACAAAAAUACCAACACCCUACAACCAUCCUGAGAAUGAAAAUUUAAAAAUAUGGGACCUUCCUGGGUUCGGCACAGCGGAUUUCCCAAAAUCCACAUACAUGAAAAAUAUUGAGGCGGAAAAAUUUGGUUUCUUCCUUAUACUUUCUUCGUCUCGUUUUAAGUUAGACGAUGUAUGGCUUGCUAAAGAAAUCAAGAAAACCAACAAAACUUUCUUCUUUGUUCGGACCAUGGUAGAUCGCAACAUAAAAGAUGUUAAUGGCCGCCGCACAAACAAAAUACCCGAAACCAAGUUACUUGACGAUAUUUCAAAGGAAUGCCGAGCUGUACUUAGGUCUGGAGGCUUUGAUGAUGCAGAUAUAGGUCUAUUUUUGAUUGACAGCCAUACACCGAACAGAUACGAAUUUGGUAAGCUCGGUAGAGAACUCAUUAAUGCUGCACCAGAAAAGAAACGAGAUGCAUUAACGCUAUCAAUAACGACAUUGACCAGCGAGAUGAUUGAAGAAAAAAAGAUACUUCUUGAAAAAAGGAUCUGGUAUUUUGCCGUAUCAUCGGGUGUCGUUGGUGGUAUACCAAUUCCAGGACUUGGAGUAGUUUUUGAUGCAGCUCUCCUUGUGGAAGAAGCUAUCCGAUAUCGGAAUCAGUUUGGUUUAAAUGAAAAGGGCCUACAGAAAGUAGCAAAAUGGUUAAAAAAAACCAGUUGAGGAUCUAAAGUCUUCUUUAGAACUUAAAAGCCCUGGUAUUUCUCUGACAGUGAAAGGUAUGAUAGUGUUUUUUCGAAACUAUGUUGGAGCUGAAGCUGUUGAAAACGCCGCAAGAUAUGGAAUUCCUAUCAUAGGGAGCAUAUUGGCAAGCGGAGUGUCAUUUUGGUCCACACGCAAUUGCCUACAGAAACUACUUGAAAUGAUGUAUGAAGACGCGAUGAAAAUACAACAAGUUAUACUGGAAACGCUGACCACUGAAUUAUGAAUAAGAUGGAAACAAUUAAAUAUUAACUAAACUUUUCAACACUUCUCAAUUAUCAUUUUAUGUAUAUAAAAGAUACCGUGUUUUCGGAAGCAAUAACUGUGAACUUCAUUGUGAUAUGAAAACUAACUUUAUUUGGAAUUCAAACUGAACUGCAAAUACAAACUGACAUUACUAGGAACCGAAUAAACAGGAAAUGUACAUUGCUAUAAUUUGAAAUUUUACUGAACAGAAAAUGAAGAAUGACGUUAGAAUCCUUAGACAGAACAGAAAUUGUAAUAUUACCUCAUUAGGCUAAUGGGGAAUUAUAGCGAACAGAAAGUGCGAACAAACAUUCUUGCAUAAAAACUACUUUUUUCACUGGAUCCGCCCAUGUAUAAACGGGAGAAAAAUCGUGUGCUAACAAGACAAUUCACGUGCUGUUAAUACAUGAUUUUUAUUUUUGAAAUGCUUUGCCAGGGACGUAUGUUUGUAUUUCUGUGCAGACUGAUAUUUGGCAUCUGCAUCUUGUUUCUUCCAUAAUAACCUCUUCUUGUAGCAUUAUAGAUACAAUGUAAUCCGUAGUAGCCUAUGUUUAGCUGUAUCAGUUUCCAACUCCAAACGUACUGCCCCCAUCAAUGUACGCACUAGCUUCUCUUAAGAGUUUACUUCCUUUACAAAGCGUCUGUUCAAUUAUUGUAAAUAACUGUGGAUAAAUAAGUAUCGCGUGUAACUUGUGCUAUUGCCCGUUUUUAGGUAUUAUAUUAAUGAUUUUUGUUAGUAUCAGUCGGUUUGUUUUUACCUGAUUUUUCGCAGAAUUCAUAUAAUAAACCUGGAAAGCUAGUCACUAGCUUCGUAUUCAUCCGUACUCUGUUUGUUCGUACUCAAAAUAAUUCGAAUGUAAAGUUGUUAUUCUUAAAAUAAUUGUGUUCCUGUUUAUCAAAUUUUUAAGUUAUAUGCAAAAUUAUGUGUAAUGUAACGUUUGUAAUAACUAAAAAUAAAAAUAAGAUGCUCAAAAACCUUCAAAUCAC
Messenger RNA from Mercenaria mercenaria, 2495 nucleotides. RefSeq names its product interferon-inducible GTPase 5-like. The coding region runs from base 255 to 1223 and encodes 322 amino acids. The record is from RefSeq and is a predicted model, not a curated record. Gene Ontology annotation, molecular function: GTP binding. The transcript is spliced from 2 exons. Gene Ontology annotation, cellular component: membrane. Lineage: Eukaryota; Metazoa; Mollusca; Bivalvia; Venerida; Veneridae.